Messenger RNA from Somion occarium, 1958 nucleotides. The record is from the annotation of a GenBank genome assembly. Lineage: Eukaryota; Fungi; Basidiomycota; Agaricomycetes; Polyporales; Cerrenaceae.
UACUCCGUACAUGCCAUGCGAAGAUCCACAGAACACAAUACAAUUGUCUGCGUAGAUUUCCGAGGUGUCUAUCGAAGUUGUUUGAGUUCAUGGAACAUUAAUCACGGCAUCACAUCUUCUGACUAUUGAAACGUAUGGUCGGUGGUUCGUUGAGGAACGCCGAUCGAGAUGAAAUUGUGGAAGCGGCGUGUUAGCUCGCCACGUCUAAUUUCUUAAUGGCGCACCGUCACGUCUAUCUCGAUCCGAACUACAAUCACUAAUUCAAUUCAAGGUCGCUGUCGCGAACUCAGGCGAAACCCCGGAAACCGAAGUUGCCCCUUUGCAACCUGCACGACCAGAAUUUGAGCAUGUCUGGGAUGCGCCUGCGAAAAUCAGAUAGUGGCCUGACCAAUAAGGGUUUCUGAUCAUGGAAAUUCGCACUUGACCACCUAGGAGCCGACUACUUUGGAAACCUCGGAGAUUCCGAUAUUAGAAGUAUUCCGACUGGACACUUCAAUAUUUGGACAUGUGCAGACGUCAGCUCUCGUGCCCGGUUCCUAUGCCGUAUCAAGGAUCCUAUAGAGGGCAUUGAAAAAUCGCCGCAACGUCAAAAAGCCUGCCCGCCGUAACUGUCUAAUAUAGUACCGAUCUUCUGAUCUUGAAGAUCUUGGUUCCCCAUCUCCACCCCUGGACUUCUUCUCACUUUCUGGGGUUAUACUUAAUUCGGCAUGAGUAGAUGGGCUAUGGUAUCUUCCGAAUCCCCAUUUCCCCUGUAUAAAGUUCCUCGGGUGGAGUCUAAUCCAAGGCCCACUAGUUCCCGCGUCUUUCUCCUGACGUUGCAACCAAUGUCUGCUACUUCAUUCUCGGUUCGCCCCCAACACGUACAAAGUGCCGCAACACACCCUGCCCUGCACCUACGAGAUGCCAGGGACGCCCAUAUUGUUUUUGAGGCCGUCCGUCUCAAAAUCCUACCGCUUGUUACCCGACGCCUUACUGCCAUUGAGCGAGAGCAGUUGACCUCUGGCAACGUCUUUGUGUGGGAAGAGGCUGAGCACAAACAAGGUGGCUUAGAAAGAUGGACGGAUGGACGGCGAUGGUCACAAAGCAGAAUGCGGGGUGACUACUUGUUUUACGAAGAGAAGAUUGAGACGACACCAGAGGAAAAGGAAGCCAAGGCUGCUCGUCGAGCGCGAAAGACGUUGGAUCCUUUUGCUUAUCAACCAGCUCCCACCCGACGCCAAGAUCGUCCAUCCAAGCCAGAUGGCCUCACCAAACAAACGUAUUCCACUCACGUCCACUUUAGUAACUCAGAACCACCUCGCAAGUGGCAUAUCGUUGCCUACUUCUCGGGUGAUGACUACACUCGUUUGCCUGUCAUGGAGAACUAUGAAUACCUUCGCAACAUCCGUGUUCCGGACGCAAUAUACUCAUCAGCAAAGGGUAACAUUGGGAAACUCACUCGCAUUUUGUCUGAAGACAAUGAUAAUGAUCCUUUCAAGAACGCUGGCACACCAGGAUGGACAUCACCGUCUUGGCCUCCAGCGAUCGCUACGACCGGCUUGAGUACAGCUGUCCAGAGGCCCUUAUCUUCUUCUUCUUCAUCCUCCGGGUCGCCCAAUAAUGCAUCACUCCCAAGGUUGGCAAGCAUCGCCCCGGUUCAUCUAUCUCGUCCGUUAUCCGGUGGACAGCCUACCGCCUCAGGUCGCAACGUUGUCCCUUAUGCGCCUCUCACUUCGGAAGAUAGACGAGCGCUGAAUAGUUUCCGCGUUAUCUUGUGACUUCACUACUUUCGGUUUGCAUUGAGACCCCGUUGGAGCGGCAUUAGGGAGGAGGCUUAAUGUUUGCACACAAAAAUUUAAGUGCGGACCAUUUCUUCCGGGCUUCUUGGGCAUUACACUGCUUCGUAUCAGUUUCCUGAAUGGUAUUCUUACCGGCCAGCGUUGCUUAGUUCUACGUUGAAACCGCACAAACUUGAACAC